This is a messenger RNA of Aspergillus japonicus CBS 114.51, 1464 nucleotides long. Its product is annotated as putative C2H2 finger domain protein (Kin17). Bases 57 to 1061 code for a protein of 334 amino acids. Gene Ontology annotation, cellular component: nucleus. The record is from RefSeq and is a predicted model, not a curated record. The transcript has 3 exons. Lineage: Eukaryota; Fungi; Ascomycota; Eurotiomycetes; Eurotiales; Aspergillaceae. Gene Ontology annotation, molecular function: double-stranded DNA binding. Gene Ontology annotation, biological process: DNA damage response; DNA replication.
UCAUUCUUUCUGACAACCACUCAUUUCCAACUUGAACCAUCGUCACUAUCGCCACAAUGCCGCGAGCAGAAGCUGGAAGUACGAAAGCGAUCAGCAACAAGAUCAAACAGAAAGGUCUAGGCAGAUUGCGAUGGUACUGCCAAGCAUGUGAGAGACAGAUGAGAGACGAGAACGGCUUCAAAUGCCACGUCCAGUCCGAAAGUCACGUCCGCCAGGUGCUGCUAAUCGGCGAGGACCCGAAGAAAUACAUCGAAGACUACAGCAAGCAGUUCAUCGAUAAUUUCCUCAAUCUUCUGAGAACGACGCACGGAGAGAAGGAGGUCAACGCGAAUCAGUUCUACCAACAGAUUAUCGCGGAUAAGAUGCAUAUUCACAUGAACGCUACGAAAUGGAAGAGCCUGUCGCAGUUCGUCGCGCAUCUCGGUCGCGAGGGUCUUUGCCGGGUGCAGGAAUCUGAAAAGGGGCUGUUUGUCGCGUACAUUGAUCGGAGUCCGGAUACGAUGCGCCGACGCGAGGCGCUGGCGAAGAAGGAGCGGCAGGACAAGGGCGACGAGGAGCGGGAGCAGCAGCAGAUCCAGGAGCAGAUCGAGCGCGCUCGUCAAGCCGCGGCGAAGGAGGAUGAGAUUGAUCCGGAGGCUAGAAACCUGCAGCGGAAGGAGGGCGAGAAAGUGAAGCUGAAUAUCGGGUUCGGUGCGAAACCAAACGGGGACGCGAAGGCCGAGUCGCCGGCAACGGCCACCCCGGCCGAUGAGAAGGACUCCGGUGCCUCGUCGGCUUCUCCGGAGACCUCUGCCGCUGCCUCCCCUGCGCCCGCGCCUGCUCCGACGGCGGCGCCGAAGGUGUCGCUGUCAUUUGGAGGCGGCGGCAACAAGCCGAAGAAUGUGUUUGCGACGGCGGUGAAGAAGAACCCUCUCGCAGGGAAGAAGGGCCCCGUGAAAGAGGCGCCCAGGAAGAUGACAGAGCAGGAGCGGAUCAUGAAGCAGGAGAUGGAAGCAAUGGAGCGCAAGCGCGUGCGCGGGGCAUCUGGUUUCCCGGAUGCUAAGCGCCCGAAGAUCUCUUGAACGUUAGGACGGUCUGCUACUAUGACUGGGUGUGGAUUAAAACUCGCCCAUGCCUCAUUUCGCUGCCCACCAUUGGACACCAGGGCGCGAGGUCAUCGGCCUAUGUCCUCGGCUUGUCCGGAUCUUUCCAUCGCGAGGACUUCUCCCACGUGGACUCAGACUCUUGCAGUCGCGCCCAACCCGACGACACGACAUACUCGGGCGGCGUCUCCGCACAGUGCGCAUCUGGCGCGCUACCAGGCAGCCGCUCCAAAUGAGUGCGACGGGUGUCCCCUGUGUAUUUAGACUACUCAGGGCCUUGAAGGAGUAAAUUUCAGAUAGAUGACUACAUUGGCUCAGUGUUUAUAGAUGCCCCUUGAUGCCUUAAUCUAUAGCUAGGAAUGCUACGGGCAUGUCAUAUAUU